AAUUAAAAUAUACUGGAUACCCAACGACCUAUACAAACAACCAUUUUACUGGAACCCAAAUUGACUUGCUAGAACAGCUGUUGCAAACUACACCUAGCGCUUGUUAUCAUAUUAGUGGCGACUUUUACUAGAUAAUUUACCGCCAAAGUUUAAAUUCCACGAAUUAAAUUAACAAUUACUAGAAAAUAUAUAUUAUAUAAUAUAUUUUAAUUUGUGGUUACUAGUUACAUUCUUAUAUUGUUCUGUGGUAUAACUAUUGUAGAUCUAUUUUUUUAUUGAUCCAAAAUAUAUUUUUCUUUAAAACAAAAAUGAGUUGUUGUGUUCCAUUUUGUGAUUCCAAAAGAAAAAAAAGUACUUUUGGUGUACCUAAAGACUUAGAUUUAUGCAAAGUUUGGAAUGAAGCUUUAGGUUUUACAUUAAAAUCUAAAUCUCGGAUAUGUGAAAAUCAUUUUAAGCCUCAAGAUAUAACAAGAGAAUGGGUAUCAGGCCAGGGAACUAACAAAUAUACGAUAUGUCUAAAACAACCAAGACUUAAAACUGGAGCUGUCCCUCAAAAAUGUUUACAAUUGCAGCCUAUCAUUGAAAACAGUAUUGGACCAAAUAUAAGUCAAAAUAAUUUAAUGAAACCAACUUCAAGUACAAUUUCCAACUUAGAUUAUAUACCAUUAAAUAAAAAACAAAAGAUCACUAAUCAUUUUAACAUUAUAAAUGAUCACUGCUAUUCCCAGAAUGAGGAUAUUACCACAGUUAAUACAUUUAACAUAAAUAUUGAUGAUGAAUGUCCUAAAGCGGUAAACAGUAAUAGUAUAAGUUUUAAUAGUCAAAAAGUUAAAUAG
Messenger RNA from Rhopalosiphum padi (bird cherry-oat aphid), 836 nucleotides. RefSeq lists its product as uncharacterized. The record is from RefSeq and is a predicted model, not a curated record. The transcript is spliced from 3 exons. The coding region runs from base 309 to 836 and encodes 175 amino acids. NCBI's taxonomy places the organism in Eukaryota, Metazoa, Arthropoda, Insecta, Hemiptera, Aphididae.